Messenger RNA from Chlorocebus sabaeus (green monkey), 3687 nucleotides. It is a transcript of the gene GK, whose product is annotated as glycerol kinase. The record is from RefSeq and is a predicted model, not a curated record. Lineage: Eukaryota; Metazoa; Chordata; Mammalia; Primates; Cercopithecidae. Gene Ontology annotation, molecular function: glycerol kinase activity. Gene Ontology annotation, cellular component: mitochondrion. Gene Ontology annotation, biological process: glycerol metabolic process; phosphorylation; triglyceride metabolic process.
CGCGGGUAAAGGGGCCGCCACGAGCGCGGUCGGAGCGUUCAGCGGACGCGCGCGGCCUCGCUCUUUGGACUCGUCACCCGCCCCUCCCCCUCUCGCCGCCGUCACCCAGGAAACCGGCAGCAAUCGCCGGCCGACCUGAAGCUGUUUUCAUGGCAGCCUCAAAGAAGGCAGUUUUAGGGCCAUUGGUGGGGGCGGUGGACCAGGGCACCAGUUCGACGCGCUUUUUGGUUUUCAAUUCAAAAACAGCUGAACUACUUAGUCAUCAUCAAGUGGAAAUAAAACAAGAGUUCCCAAGAGAAGGAUGGGUGGAACAGGACCCUAAAGAAAUUCUACACUCUGUCUAUGAGUGUAUAGAGAAAACAUGUGAGAAACUUGGACAGCUCAAUAUUGAUAUUUCCAACAUAAAAGCUAUUGGUGUCAGCAACCAGAGGGAAACCACUGUAGUCUGGGACAAGAUAACUGGAGAGCCUCUCUACAAUGCUGUGGUGUGGCUUGAUCUAAGAACCCAGUCUACCGUUGAGAGUCUUAGUAAAAGAAUUCCAGGAAAUAAUAACUUUGUCAAGUCCAAGACCGGCCUUCCACUUAGCACUUACUUCAGUGCAGUGAAACUUCGUUGGCUCCUUGACAAUGUGAGAAAAGUUCAAAAGGCCGUUGAAGAAAAACGAGCUCUUUUUGGGACUAUUGAUUCAUGGCUUAUUUGGAGUUUGACAGGAGGAGUCAAUGGAGGUGUCCACUGUACAGAUGUAACAAAUGCAAGUAGGACUAUGCUUUUCAACAUUCAUUCUUUGGAAUGGGAUAAACAGCUCUGCGAAUUUUUUGGAAUUCCAAUGGAAAUUCUUCCAAAUGUCCGGAGUUCUUCUGAGAUCUAUGGCCUAAUGAAAAUCUCUCAUAGCCUGAAAGCUGGGGCCUUGGAAGGUGUGCCAAUAUCUGGGUGUUUAGGGGACCAGUCUGCUGCAUUGGUGGGACAAAUGUGCUUCCAGAUUGGACAAGCCAAAAAUACGUAUGGAACAGGAUGUUUCUUACUAUGUAAUACAGGCCAUAAGUGUGUAUUUUCUGAUCAUGGCCUUCUUACCACAGUGGCUUACAAACUUGGCAGAGACAAACCAGUAUAUUAUGCUUUGGAAGGUUCUGUAGCUAUAGCUGGUGCUGUUAUUCGCUGGCUAAGAGACAAUCUUGGAAUUAUAAAGACCUCAGAAGAAAUUGAAAAGCUUGCUAAAGAAGUAGGUACUUCUUAUGGCUGCUACUUCGUCCCAGCAUUUUCGGGGUUAUAUGCACCUUAUUGGGAGCCCAGCGCAAGAGGGAUAAUCUGUGGACUCACUCAGUUCACCAAUAAAUGCCAUAUUGCUUUUGCUGCAUUAGAAGCUGUUUGUUUCCAAACUCGAGAGAUUUUGGAUGCCAUGAAUCGAGACUGUGGAAUUCCACUCAGUCAUUUGCAGGUAGAUGGAGGAAUGACCAGCAACAAAAUUCUUAUGCAGCUACAAGCAGACAUUCUGUAUAUUCCAGUAGUGAAGCCCUCGAUGCCUGAAACCACUGCACUAGGUGCUGCUAUGGCGGCAGGGGCUGCAGAAGGAGUCGGCGUAUGGAGUCUCGAACCCGAGGAUUUGUCUGCCGUCACAAUGGAGCGGUUUGAACCUCAGAUUAAUGCUGAGGAAAGUGAAAUUCGUUAUUCUACAUGGAAGAAAGCUGUGAUGAAGUCAAUGGGUUGGGUUACAACUCAAUCUCCAGAAAGUGGUGACCCUAGUAUCUUCUGUAGUCUGCCCUUGGGCUUUUUUAUAGUGAGUAGCAUGGUAAUGUUAAUCGGAGCAAGGUACAUCUCAGGUAUUCCAUAAAACUUACCAACUCAUGGAGUCCCAAGAUGUGAGCUUUUUACGUAAUGAAAGAACCCAGCAAUUCUGUCUCUUAAUGCGAUGACACUAUUCAUAGACUUUGAUUUUAUUUAUAAGCCACUUGCCGCAUGACCCUCCAGGUAGACCUGUGGCUUAAAACAAAGAAAAUGCAGCAAAAAGAAUGCUAUAGAAAUAUUUGGUGGUUUUUUUUUUUUUUUUUUUUUUUUUAACAUCCACAGUUAAGGUUGGACCAGCUACCUUUGGGGCUGACCCCCUCCAUUGCCAUAACAUCCUGCUGCAUUGCCUCUAAGAUGUAGGAAGAAUUUGGAUCCUCACCAUUGGAAUCUUCCAUCAAACAUAUUCAAACACUAUUGGACCAGGAUUUGAGUCUCUGCAUGACAUAUACUUGAUUAAAAGGUUAUUACUAACCUGUUAAAAAUGAGCAGCUCUUUGAUUUUAACAGACACCCCAAAAGUCUUCUUUUCUACAUCGCAGAAGACGGCAACACCUUCACUGAAUGUUUGAAUAGAAACUUCUACUAAAUUAUUAAAAUAGACAUUUAGUGUUGUCACAGCUUGGAUAUUUUUCUGAAAAGUAUUUGCCAAAACUGAAAUCCUUCAGAUAUUUUCCUUUGUCCCACUAGUUAUGAUGACUUUCUGUCUGGAUCUUACAGGAAAGGAUACUUUCUUUUUUCUUCCAUCUUUCCUUUUUAUAUUUUUUACUUUGUCAUACCUGCCUAUAUAUUUUAUACACUGAGGGUAGCCCAUUUAUAAAUUAAGAGCACAUUAAAUUCAGAAGGUUCUAACAGGGCUGGUCUUAAGUGAACCACUAUGUAUAUAAAUAUGUUGGAAAACAGCUGUAUACAUUUUUGGGCAACGGUUAUGCAUAAUAUUUACCAGGAGAAUUUUUUUCUUAAAGAGCCAACAUUUAAAAUUUAUGUUUUAUGUCAAUAAAAGAAAAUAUACUUUAUUGUGACUUCAACUAUAUUUCUUAUCCCUUACAUUUUUAUUUAAUUGUCUUAGCUUAAAAAAAUAAGAAACUGUGGAAUACUACAGUAAAUAUUGUUUUCAAACACAAGCAAUAAUUCAAAUAGUUAUUUUUCUUUUGAAUUAAUUUUAGACAUAUUUGGGAUCCUAUUGAGGGGAUAAGAGGAUGUCAAAAAAAGUUAAAUACCUAAGUAGAAAAAAAUAUAGAAAUAAAGCCAAUAAUCUCUUUCAGUUCAAACGUUAGCAAUUGUUAAUAAGAAAUUGCUAUCUGGGAUGACGGAAUUAUCUCUGCUUAGUAUCUUAUUGUAACUGAAAAAAGGUUUAUCAUUACAAAUGCCUUCCAAUGAAACCAAGAAUUUCUCAAAAUAUUUAAUGUCACAUAAGAAGUUACCUAAUCUAGCUUCUUAAUGUCAAUUUUUAAAAAAUCUUAAAAUUAUUUAGUUUUGUAGUAAACAGUGAAGAAAAGAUUGCCUCCUAAUUAUUUUUUUCAAUUAGUGCUGAAUGGGAAAACAUUUAUAUCUUACUAUAAAAGGUUCUGUUUUGUUUGGAAUUGAUGGUAGCUUUAUUUACUGUUCUGAUUGUACUGUUUCUAAAUUAUUGAAUCUGCUAGGUUUCAUUGAUGCAGCCACCACUUAAGUGACAUAAAUAUUAUAGAGAGGUACUGUGAAAUGAUCACUUUGUGGCAGGGGUACUUUUAAACAAUGUUUCUACAAAAGUAGGUUGAGUUCAUUGUAAAUAAUUGUGAAAACCACUGUUCAAAUAAUUUUAAGAUUACAUUAAUUUUUCUAUAAAUUGUAGAUUUAUAAAUGUUUGAAAUUGUACACAUUGAUAUUUAAUGACAAAUUUACUUAAAAUAAAUUGACCCCUCGUUCUUA